Sphaerulina musiva SO2202 is the source of this 357-nucleotide messenger RNA. RefSeq lists its product as uncharacterized. The annotation marks the transcript as partial. Gene Ontology annotation, cellular component: RNA polymerase I complex. Gene Ontology annotation, molecular function: DNA-directed RNA polymerase activity; zinc ion binding; nucleic acid binding. The transcript is spliced from 2 exons. Gene Ontology annotation, biological process: DNA-templated transcription; termination of RNA polymerase I transcription. NCBI's taxonomy places the organism in Eukaryota, Fungi, Ascomycota, Dothideomycetes, Mycosphaerellales, Mycosphaerellaceae. The record is from RefSeq and is a predicted model, not a curated record.
GGCGCUCUGGUCUUCUGUACCGACUGUGGCAACUUGCUUCACUCAAAUACUGGGCGUAAGGAAUACAUUGCGUGCGAUGUAUGCGGCAUGCAAAAUAAGGACACCUCCUCAAAGGUCGUGAUAACGCACAGCAAACCCAGCGCAUUUCCAUCUGCGCUGAGAACUCGACUCCGAUCGGAUGUGCAAGAAGUUUCCGAAUCCGACAUGCAGGACGCCGCCACGAUUAACCUACCAUGUGAAAGGUGUGGGCAUCCAGAAGUGAAAUUUUACUCGCGACAAUUACGAUCAGCCGAUGAAGGAUCCACCAUUUUCUACACAUGUCCGAAGUGCGCCUACAAGUGGAACGCGAACAACUGA